AUGGCCUUUCUUGGUGCACUCGUAAUGCUCUUGCCUGUUGCGUGGACCUGCCCUGCCCAGAAAGCAGACUACGUGAUGGUGUCGUGUUUCCCCAACGCCAUCAUCGCCAAUGUCCCUGAAUGCCCUUACGGCUGGGAGAUUGACCAGUUGUCCCUGGGCGGCGUCUGUUACUCUGGGAUCCACAGCCCGGGCUACUUCCGCUUCAUCAUCCCAGACCUAACGCCCAAAAACCACUCGUACUGCGGCACACAGUCCGAGUACAUGCCCGGCAAAGACCCCAAGUACAUCUUCUACAACUCCAUCGUGUCCAACGACACUUCCCUCACAGUCAGAAACCAGCCGGUCAACUACACCUUCAGCUGCACGUACCGAGCCGCCUACCUGGUGAACAACGCCGUCUUCAGCCAAAGAGUGGCUACAGUUUAUGUCAACAACGGGAGUUUAGGCACUUUUAGAUCACAGUUGUCUAUGAACGCGUUCACGAAUUCAAAGUUCCUGUAUGCCAAGGAUGCUCCCUACGUGAUCAACACUUCUGAGAUCGGCUCGGAGGUUUUCAUUGGGAUCGAGGCAAAGGGACUAAGUAACAGAUUCAAAGUUGUAAUCAACAACUGCUGGGCCACGCCCAGUCCGUACUCCACGGACAGGAUGAGGUGGAGUCUCGUCAUCAGCAGCUGCCCCUCCGACAACACCGUGACGAUUUUUGAGAACGGCAAAGACAGCCGCUCCAUGUUCAAGUUCAACUCCUUCCGCUUCCAGCGGCUGGAGAAGGUGUCCACCGUCUGGCUCCACUGUGAGGUCCACGUGUGUGAUGGAGAGAGACUCGUCUGUCAGCCAAGCCCCUGCUCUGCCAGGAGCCUGUCGUCCGAGGCCGAGCCGAGUGGAGGGAUCCUUUCUGCCGAGUUUCACGUUAAAGGUAAUGGAACUUCCAAUAAGGGACAUGUACCAGGCGCCUCACUGUCCGUCCUGCUGGUGGUCCUGAUAAACUCUUGCUGUGGUUUACUUCAUGAGUUGGAAAUGAAGUAAAAGCUUAACUCUCACAUAAACCCAAACACACUGUGAGGACUGUCACCCAGGACUCAGGAAUCAAUAUGAUCACUCAAAUAAAGGAUUGUCUCAUCAUCUCACAUGUAUUGUUUGAAAUUAGCACAUUUAUUGAUGCUUUGGAUGUUCUUUUUUAAAGCCACAUACAGCUUUAUCCAAUAAAGAUUCAUUGAAAAUUAAAACAAUACGCUUCUCGUUUGAUCCCGUUUUGUUCUAAAUUAUGCACAAAUCUUUAAAAGAUCUGUACUGAUGAA
Molecule: messenger RNA, 1295 nt
Organism: Scophthalmus maximus (turbot)
Lineage: Eukaryota; Metazoa; Chordata; Actinopteri; Pleuronectiformes; Scophthalmidae
Gene: tectb
Product: tectorin beta
Exons: 10
Coding region: 1-1023 (340 amino acids)
Cellular component (GO): cell surface
Source: RefSeq, a predicted model, not a curated record